CACAAACACACACAUUCCUUGAGCUGGUGGACCAAUCUUAUUCGCACCUAAAUUUGACGAGGCAGAGGGAGUCUCGAGAGAGAGACGCUGCCUUUUGAGAGAGGUUAAAUUAAAGUGACCGGUCAGUCACCUACUGUUUACUUUGCCUGCCACAGUGCCACCAGUCCACCACCAUUCAUUUUUCCCUUUUUACCCCUUCCCCCAAUAAAGUCCAAAUACUUGACCCUUUUCAGUUUUGACCCCCAAAUUUCCCUUCUUAUUGUAUAUCUUUCUCUCUCCUCACCACCAAUUUUCACCCUUCUUUCUCACUCAGACUCUCCUCCAUGGACACACAGUUAAUCUUAAUCGCCUCCUAAAAAACAAAACAUCAAAAUUACUUCGCCCGCAGCCAUGGCCGUUGAGCUCAUGAUGAACUGCAGAAACACCAGCAGCUUCACCAUCCCAACCCCGCCGCCGGAGGAGAAAGCCGCCGCCGAGGAAGCCGCCUCCGGCCUCCAGAACGUCCAGGAGCUCCUCCGCCUCUUCUCCCCUCAGCCGCCCCGCUCCCCCGACGGAGGAUCCACCGCCUCCGACUACGCAGCCGUGGCCGGCGCGGCGGUGAGCAAGUUCGAGAGGGUCAUCUCCCUCCUCGGCCGGACUCGGACCGGACACGCCCGGUUCAGGCGGGCCCCGACCGCCUCGUCCCCGAGCUCCGUGCUCCCCCGCAAAAUUACCGAGCUGCCCCCGCCGGAGGCGGGCGGCUACGGCAGGGUCUACUGCCCGACACCGAUCCAGCAGGUCCCGCCGCCGGACUACCGCCACCGCCAGCCGGGGCCUAAGGCGAUCAGCUUCUCUUACUCACGCGCCAACUCGUUCUCGUCGCUGACCGGCGGCGACGCCGCUGGAAAGCCGCCGCUGUCGUCCUCGUCGUCGUUCAAGAGGAAGUGCGGUUCCGAGAGCGCCGGCGCCUCCGGCAAGUGCAGCGGGUCGUCGUCCAGCCGCUGCCACUGCUCCAAGAGAAGGAAGCUGAGGUUGAAGAGAGUUGUUAUGGUGCCGGCGAUAAGCUCGAAGAUGGCCGAUAUCCCGCCGGACGACUACUCGUGGAGGAAGUACGGACAGAAGCCCAUCAAAGGUUCCCCACAUCCUAGGGGCUACUACAAGUGCAGCAGUGUGAGAGGCUGCCCGGCUCGAAAGCACGUGGAGAAGGCCAUCGAUAACCCGACUAUGCUCAUCGUAACCUAUGAAGGAGAACACAAUCACGCGCUCUCUAACAAUGCAGAAACUUCGAGCGCAAUGAAUAUUCUAGAAUCUUCCUAGGUCGAUAAUUUUAUCAUAUUGUUACAAGUUUAAUUAGGGUUAUCAAGGACUGCUUAAUCGUGUUUCCAGUUCUAAUCUCGAAGGAGAUGAUGUUUGGUUGAGUUUGUUCUCUGUUCCUUCAUCUUUACACAACAUUGGAUUUCCUGGUUUUUCAUUUGUUUUCUUUCUUAAGUCUUUUUUUUUUUUUUAAAAUAAUUAAUUAGAGUGCAAUUUCGUAUCAACUAUGUUUUGUAUAUCAUGUGGAGAAAGAAGAAAGGGCAUAUGGUGGAUUUGGUGUGUGUUUGCCUGUUUGGACAUAAUUUCAAAGGAGGAAAGUUGGGUGAUUAUGGUUGUCUAUGUUUCUUUACGUUAUUAUAAUGUUUGUUUUUGCUUUAAUCUUUUUGUUUAUGCUAUUAAUCUUUUUGUCUUUUGUAAUCCUAAUUCCUCCUUUUGGGAUUUGGACCGAAUGAUUUGUUUGCUUUUGCAUUAUAAUUAAGCACUACGUACCGUCAUAUUUGACAAUUCCAAGUUGCGGGGUAAGCUUUUCUAAACUUAAUUGGACUGCCA
This is a messenger RNA of Striga asiatica, 1842 nucleotides long. The record is from the annotation of a GenBank genome assembly. Lineage: Eukaryota; Viridiplantae; Streptophyta; Magnoliopsida; Lamiales; Orobanchaceae.